AUGGUGCGCUCGGAUUCUCGGCGUGCGCGGCAGGCAGGACACUCCCCAGAAUCCUGGGUCGAGUUAUCGUCACAGCCGUCUUCAUCGUCUUUAUCGUCCAUCGGAGAUGAUAUCGUCACGACAGGACUCAGGGUGCGGAGCAACCCUCAUGGCUCAAGGCGGAGACGCUUGCAACCGCAGCAACCCAUGCCCGCCUCCUUCAUCAUCGGCCACCCAGCGACGCAAGGGGGCGCAACUAGCAGUCAGGAGGAGUAUGACGAGACGGAGAGUGAAGAGGAUCGGGUUAUGACAAGCUCAACCGAAGCGAUACACCCAUCGGCGAAUCUCCAUCACCAACAGACCACUCUGAGGGCGGCCGUAAUGGACGUAGCCUCAGAUAGCGACGAUGACGAGGACGCGACGGCCCUCGGCCGCCCUUCCAACACCCCUGUGUUCAACCCGGAACCGAACUUCUUCUCACACCCUUCCUCCCACCUAACCCACCGACACUCAACCGGCUCCGCUCCUCACCACUACCACCACGCUCCCCAUUCCCGCCCCGUCGGCCGCUCCCAGCGCGGGACACAAGACUUUAUGUCCCCGUCCUACCAAGCUGACCAUGACGCCGCACUCCGUGCCUCGCUCACCACCCUGCUCUCCUGUGCCGCCGCCGCCCGCAGCUUGCCCAAACAUGAAGAAAGGCGCAAUGCCCCCCGCGCCGGCGCCGGCGCCGGCGCCGGCCUCGUGCCCAGUUCUCAGCCCAUGGAGCUACGCCUAGUUCCAGAAUCGGAGCUCAUGGCUAACAAUUCACCGCCCACCGCCAGUCCUUCAGCAGCCGGCCGGUCGUCCAAGGCUCCGCCCCAGCAAGCAGCAACACCAAGGACAGCAUCCAACUCCUCCUCCCCCAGCGCGCCUUCCUCACCGCCCGGCCGUGAGCGUGAAGCAGGGAGGCCCAAGCGGGAGGCCACGACGCAGAGCAGGCCCGCACGCGCGACGAAAAAGAAACGCACCAGCGCCACCGUCCUCGCCGAAGGCGGGAUAGCCGCCACGGACGCGGAUGCCUCGCUAUUCUCUAUGAGCCCGACCAUCUUCACCUGGGUGGUCAGCGCUGGCGUGGUAGUGCUCGUGUCUGUCGUCGGAUUUGGAGCGGGGUAUGUCAUUGGGCGGGAAGUGGGCCGGCAAGAGAGCGCAACGGCCGCGUUGACUGGGUUUGGAUCCGGCGGUGGGGCGAAUGCCUCUUCGGCUGCGGCAGGCUGCGGGAGCGAGCUGGCCCGAUCGGGCGGGACAGGGACGCUGAGGAGGUUUCAGUGGGGCGGUGUUGGCAAGAGCGUUACUGCUUGA
This is a messenger RNA of Chaetomium strumarium, 1320 nucleotides long. RefSeq lists its product as uncharacterized. The transcript is spliced from 2 exons. The record is from RefSeq and is a predicted model, not a curated record. Bases 1 to 1320 code for a protein of 439 amino acids. NCBI's taxonomy places the organism in Eukaryota, Fungi, Ascomycota, Sordariomycetes, Sordariales, Chaetomiaceae.